Messenger RNA from Didymella exigua CBS 183.55, 1938 nucleotides. Its product is annotated as prolyl-tRNA synthetase. Gene Ontology annotation, molecular function: ATP binding; proline-tRNA ligase activity. The transcript has 6 exons. Lineage: Eukaryota; Fungi; Ascomycota; Dothideomycetes; Pleosporales; Didymellaceae. Gene Ontology annotation, biological process: prolyl-tRNA aminoacylation. The record is from RefSeq and is a predicted model, not a curated record. Bases 147 to 1835 code for a protein of 562 amino acids. Gene Ontology annotation, cellular component: cytoplasm; aminoacyl-tRNA synthetase multienzyme complex.
CUGUGAUUGUGUUGACAGCCUGACAAACUGCUUUUUAGGUACGCGCUGCGCCCUUGCUGUUCUUCGUAUCUGCUGUUUCCUGCCCCCCGUGUCUGACUCCACAACUGCAGACUUUUUCCUCUCAUACCACAUCAAACAUCUCUGCAAUGGCCGAAGCCACCGCCGCCGACGGCAAGAUGAAGGAUCUUAAGAUCUCUGAGACCAAGAAGAGCAAGAAGGACGGUGCUCCCAAGGCCGCUGCCAAGAAGCCCCAGCAGCAGAAGAAGAAGAUUGAGGGCGCCGCGCUCAUUGGCAUCGAUGUCGCAAAGGAAGACGACCUCGGCGAGUGGUACCAGCAGGUAAUCACCAAGGGACAGAUGAUCUCUUACUACGAUGUUGCCGGAUGCUACAUCCUCGAGCCCGCAUCCUACGCCAUCUGGGAGUCCAUCAAGGCCUGGUUCGACAGCCAGAUCAAGACCUUGAAGGUCCGUAACGCAUACUUCCCCAUCUUCAUCAGCCAAGACAACCUUGAGAGGGAGAAGGAGCACAUUGAAGGCUUCGCCGCAGAAGUCGCCUGGGUCACAAAGGGUGGAAAGUCCGAUCUCGAGAAGCCCGUUGCCGUUCGCCCUACCUCCGAGACUGCCAUGUACCCCUACUUCGCACGCAAGAUCCAGUCGCAUCGCGAUCUUCCUUUGAAGCUGAACCAGUGGAACAAUGUUGUUCGGUGGGAGUUCAAGCACCCUAUGCCUUUCAUUCGUUCGCGUGAGUUCUUGUGGCAAGAAGGCCAUACAGCUCAUUUGACCAAGGAGGAGGCCGGAGCCGAAGUCAUGCAAAUCCUUGAAUGGUACUCUCAGGUCUACCAGGACUUGCUCGCCGUCCCUGUCGUCAAGGGCACGAAGACCGUCAACGAGAAGUUCCCCGGUGCUGACUACACAACAACCAUCGAAGGUUUCAUCCCUGCCACUGGCCGUGGUAUCCAGGCCGCCACAUCUCACUGCCUCGGACAGCAUUUCUCCAAGAUGUUCAACAUCACUGUUGAGGACCCCAACCCCAAGGAGGGAGGCAAGGCAGAGCACGUCCACGUCUGGCAAAACUCCUGGGGCCUUACUACUCGAUCCAUCGGUGUCAUGAUCCUGACCCACGGCGACAACCGUGGUAUGGUCAUUCCUCCCCGCGUUGCUGAGAUUCAGGUUGUUCUGAUUCCCGUUGGUGUCACCGCUAAGAUGUCUGCUGAAGCUAAGGAGGAGCUGUACAGUAAGGUCAAGAGCAUCCACGACAGCCUGAUCGAGGCUGGAGUCCGCGUUGAGUCCGACUACCGUGAGGGCUACUCCCCUGGCUGGAAGUUCAACGACUGGGAGCUCAAGGGUAUUCCUCUGCGUAUUGAGUUCGGUCCCAAGGACGCUGAGAAGGGCAUUGUCACAACUUCCCGCCGUGAUAUCGACAACAAGGACGAUGCACGUGGCACCAUCAACGUUGAUGACGUUGCCAAGGAGGUUCCUCAACUGCUUGAGAAGAUCCAAGCCGACAUGUUCGCGAAGGCUGACAAGGCCUACCGCGACCACCGCAUUCAGCUCACCAACUGGGACGAGUUCGUCCCCACACUUAACGGCAAGAACGUUGUUCUAGUUCCCCACUGCGAAGGUGAGAAGUGCGAAGACGAGGUCAAGGCCAAGAGCGCGAAGACAGCGCUUGGCGAUGGUGUUGCGGAAGAUAAGCAGGCCCCUGCCAUGGGCGCUAAGAGCUUGUGCAUUCCCUUCGAUCAGCCUGAGGGCAUCGAGCCCGGCAAGACCAAGUGCAUCAACCCUGACUGCACAACCCCUGCUAAGGCCUGGGUCUUGUUCGGAAGGAGUUACUAGAGAAGGUUGGAGAUUGAGUGUUUGCUGUUAGCAUUGAGCAUUUGGUGGCCAGGUGUUUGAUGUGGUGUUUGCGCGGUAUGGAGUUGAAACACCGUUGCCACGA